Molecule: messenger RNA, 1296 nt
Organism: Gilbertella persicaria
Lineage: Eukaryota; Fungi; Mucoromycota; Mucoromycetes; Mucorales; Choanephoraceae
Product: hexokinase-domain-containing protein
Exons: 3
Coding region: 1-1296 (431 amino acids)
Biological process (GO): glucose 6-phosphate metabolic process; glycolytic process; intracellular glucose homeostasis
Cellular component (GO): cytosol; mitochondrion
Molecular function (GO): ATP binding; glucokinase activity; fructokinase activity
Source: RefSeq, a predicted model, not a curated record
AUGCUGGCUCAUAAACAUUGUACCGUUGAUGAUGAUCUAAACCAAUACCAGGAUUUAGAACACUGUCAGCCUGCUCAGAAAGAAGCAGUCCAAGCAAUCACCGAGUUAUUUGCUGUUUCUGAAAAUAAACUAGAACAUUUGAUAAAUGGUAUCGAGCAAGAAAUGAAACGAGGAUUAACACAACAAGGUGAAAAUGAUCUCAAAAUGAUACCAUCCUUUAUCGCAGGUUAUCCAACAGGAAAUGAAAAAGGUACUUAUCUUGCCCUGGAAAUGAGUGGUGUUGAUAUCUAUGUCUGUCAAGUACGACUUAAAGGUGAAGACGGUAAACUGGCCAUUAACCAAUACCAAUAUAAAGUCCCGGAUCAUUUAACAGCAGGUGAUGAUAUCAGUAUUUUGAUUGAUUAUAUCGCAGAUUGCCUUGCCGACUUUCAACAACGUAUGGGAUCGAGUACAGACAGAAUGUAUCCUAUUGGUAUCAGUAUUGGGAUGGCGGUCAGACAAACAGGACUGAAUCGAGGUGUUUGUGUUGCCCUGGAGCAUGGGUUUGAAUAUCCAAAUGCCGUAGGAACCGAAAUUGUUGAUCUCUUUCAUCAACGAUUUCAUUUAAAAGGGCUGGCCGUACGUGUGGUUGCUAUAGCCAACGAUGCUGUAUGUACCUUGUUAGCCCAUGCUUAUCAACACCCUUCUACAAGAAUGGGCAUUGUUCAUAGUGUAGGUACAAAUUGUGCUUAUUAUGACAAAGUAAGCAACAUGAAGGCCUUUUUGGCCAAACACACAAUCCCUGCUGGUUCAGAUAUGAUUGUCAACACAGAAUGGUGUAACUUUAAGCGUUUGCCAGUCAAUAGAUUUGACCAAACACUCGACAAAGAAUCCAACAAUCAAGGCAUUCAUGCAUUUGAAAAGAUGUCCACAGGCAUGUAUCUCGGUGAACUUGUGCGCUUGGUCUUGAUGGAUCUUGUGGAGCAAUGCAUGCUUUCGUUUGAUGUUGAUGAUGAAGCAUGUCUUUUGAAAGUGCCUUAUCAGUUUGAUACAAGUUACAUUUUUGUAUGCGAAUCGGACGAUCAAGCAUUGGAAGAUACACGAACUGUAUUAGAAGAAAUGUGUAGAACAGGAUCCACUACAUUAGCAGACAGAGAGAUAGUAAAAAAAGUAUGUGAGAUUGUAGGCAGACGUGCUGCUGUGUUGCUUGGCGCAAGUAUGGCUGGUGUAGUACGCUACAUGGUCAAGGACGGUAUUGGUUUAGAUAACAAUGGGUUUGCUAUUGGUAAGUUGUAUGUAUUACGUUAUGAUUUAUGA